ACCCAGAAACAGCUAGAGAGGACCAUACGAGCCGGAUGGGCGCCAAACACCCUGAAGGGCUAUGGCAUGGUAGUUGAGAAGUUCACCCAGUUCUGCGUCGCGGAACGCAUCCCUGUAGUUGACCGGUUCCCAGCGCAGGAAGUAGUACUAUGCGCAUUCGUAGCCACCGGCUCCGGCCAGGUCGCUGGGAGCACCGCUCGGAACUGGGUUGCGGCGCUGAAGGCGUGGCAUAUAGCCCAGAAUGCCCCGUGGCUCGGAGGAACACGCCUCCAGUACGCAGUGAAGGGCGUCGAAAAUCUCCGACCGAAACACUCACGCAAACCCGCACGCGCCCCAGUGACCCGCGACAUGCUACGCUGCCUCCACAGGGCACUCGACUUCAACUCCACAUUCGAUUCGGCCGUCUACGCCGCCGCCUGCACGAUGCUCUGGGGGCAACUCCGGGCCGGGGAAGUACUCCCCGCAUCCCAAAACGCGAACCCGACUCGAAUUCCGAGGCGAGCGGAUUUCCGCAACCCCGCCCCCCUCUCGUCGACGUACACGCUGACGCUACCGUCAACCAAGACGCGCUACAGCCGAGGGGAGGUGGUUUUCCUCCACCAUCAACGCGGAUCCACAGAUCCGGUCUAUGCGCUGCAGUACCACCUUCAUACAAGUCCCCUCCCGAAAGACACCUCGCUAUUCGCAUACGCGCACCCGCAAGGCCAGAAACUACUCACGAAGACGGCCUUCCUGGCGCGCUGCAACUCAGUCUGGUCGCGGAACCGUUACCCGCGCAUCACCGGCCACUGCUUCCGGAUCGGGGGGACGACGGAGCUCUUACUGGCCGGCGUCCCGCCGCACGUCGUCAAAACGGCGGGCCGGUGGUCAUCAGAUGCGUUCCUGCGGUAUUGGAGG
Molecule: messenger RNA, 897 nt
Organism: Punctularia strigosozonata HHB-11173 SS5
Lineage: Eukaryota; Fungi; Basidiomycota; Agaricomycetes; Corticiales; Punctulariaceae
Exons: 1
Biological process (GO): DNA integration; DNA recombination
Molecular function (GO): DNA binding
Source: RefSeq, a predicted model, not a curated record